GAAUUGGCUUCACUAACCCAAUUAGCAAAGGACGCAUUGAAAGCUGUUGAGGAAUCUGUGAAACGAGAGUUCGCUGUUGCAGAAUCUGUGAAAAGUCAGCUUAAUGCAUCAUCACAAUCUCCUACAAGAGGUGUUGCAGAACAGCCCUCAGAUGCUUGCCAGAACAGAGCAAAGAUAGUUAUUACGAUCCAGGACAAGGAUGGACCCAAGCAAUUUAGAGUUUUCGUGGAUGAUAAAUUUGAGAGACUCUUCAAGAUGGAAUCCUUAACUGAGUUGGUGGCUAGACCCCAAGGUUCCAAUGACGACCGAGAUCCUCCAGAAGUACCGGGUUCACAAGAAAUGGACAAAGGGCUAAUUCCCCUAAAGAGCCAUCUUGCUCGAGUUAUCGAGUUUUUACUGUAUAACUUGAAAUUCAAGCCCAACUUCUAUGGACAAGAAUCUCUUCGUUGUGUGUUCAUGAUGAACAAUGUUAGCUCUGUUUCUGAGAUGAUUAAAAGUUCCAAGGAGUUGGAAGAACUUAUUGGCACUCACCUGCAGAUGAAAUUAAGAGAAAAAGUGGAGCUGGCAAAGACUGAUUAUUUCCAUAGAAGUUGGGGCGAUAUGUGCACUUUUUUAAAAGGUGAAGGAUUAAAAUUACAUUUUAAUUGUGAUUUCUUUCCUGGAAGGUCUACAAGAGUUGUGAAAAAAAAGUUCAAGACCUUCAAUAGUAUGUUUGAAGAUAUUCUUCAGACUCAAGAACGAUGGAUAGUACCAGAUCAGCAGCUGCGGAUGAAACUUCUUGAAUGCAUAUUGGCUAAGCUGAUUCCGGCCUAUAAUCACUUUCUUGAGCGGCUAAGCCGAGUACACAAAGUGAAGCGUGUGAGUGAGUACAUAAAAUAUUCUGUCAAGGACUUGGAGACCAAGGUGCUGGAUAUGUUUCAGAAUAAGUAUUGA
Molecule: messenger RNA, 933 nt
Organism: Coffea eugenioides
Lineage: Eukaryota; Viridiplantae; Streptophyta; Magnoliopsida; Gentianales; Rubiaceae
Product: exocyst complex component EXO70A1-like
Exons: 2
Biological process (GO): exocytosis
Cellular component (GO): exocyst
Molecular function (GO): phosphatidylinositol-4,5-bisphosphate binding
Source: RefSeq, a predicted model, not a curated record